AGGCAUCUCGUGGCGCGCAGCUGGCUAUUAUCGCGAACCUUCUCAAAACAUCCAUCAUCUUCCAAGCCACGUUCUAGAGACAUCCUUCCAUGGCGGUUACUCUGCAAUUUAUACCCCUUUCCCCAUCCCUCUCCUUUCGUGCUAUCUUUGCGUGUUUCUGUGAAAUUUCUGAUUUUGCGAGCUGGUACAUAAAGACCCCUCAGUUUAACAGUAUAAGAAUAAAUAUUUUUUCUUCUCUUUCGUAGGUUUUUUCUCAGCCAUGGCUGGACGACUGCUUGCCAAAAAACUGGUAGACCAAACGCUGUUAACACGUCUGCGUGGUGGCGUCACAAGUUUAGCAUCUCAAGGCAGAAACUUUUCGACAUCUGCCGUAGCUACACAAAAUGAAGACAAAAAUGUUGCUGAAAGGCCUAGGAGACGACGCCGUUCGCCGAUGCUCAGAAGAUGGGCAGAUUUAAUCCCGUUAGGGUUUUCAGAUCUCUCGGAUCCUUUUCCUGUGAAUCGAACCCUGAAUCAGAUGAUGGACACGGUGAACCGCUUGUUCGAUGAGUUUGCUCCGUCUCGCACAGCAGGAGAGGCGUUGGAAAAUUUUAGGCCGGCAUAUGAUAUCAUGGAAGAGAAUGAUUCGUAUAAGCUGCGCUUUGAUAUGCCAGGGCUGAGUAAGGAGGAUGUAAAGGUGGAAAUUGAGGAUGGAACGCUGGUGAUCAAAGGCGAACACAGCCAGGAGGAGAGGGAGAAAAAUUGGUCUUCUAGAAGCUUCGGAAGCUACAAUACUCGCAUCAUCUUGCCAGAAAAUGUGCGACUAGAUGAAGUAAAGGCUGAAAUGAAGAACGGGGUUUUGCAGGUUACUGUUCCCAAGACUGAACCGGAGAAGAAACAGGAUGUUAUUGCAGUCAAUAUUAACUGACUUUGAAGGUUUUGAGGGUUUAUUCGUGGCACAACUCUGUUAUUUUAUUUUCUUUUUGGUUUUUGUGUUGUAGAUUGUGUACCUAGUUAAAAUAAUAUUUUUACUACAGUACACUUUUUCUUAGGCUGUUUAAGUGACAAACGAGCAUGCAGCUUUACUAAAAUUUCUCCUUGGGGUAUGUAGAUGGUUAAAUUCUAUGGCAAUAAAAAAAUUCACUACCGUUCAAUGUAAAA
Cryptomeria japonica (Japanese cedar) is the source of this 1140-nucleotide messenger RNA. RefSeq names its product small heat shock protein, chloroplastic. The transcript has 2 exons. NCBI's taxonomy places the organism in Eukaryota, Viridiplantae, Streptophyta, Pinopsida, Cupressales, Cupressaceae. Bases 260 to 907 code for a protein of 215 amino acids. Gene Ontology annotation, biological process: response to heat. The record is from RefSeq and is a predicted model, not a curated record.